UUUAUGAAACACCGGAUCCGUUAGUGCUCCAGCGCGCCCAGCCUGGCGCACUGGACCGAACCAAAUCAUGAAAUAAGGGGGGAGGCAAUGUUAGCCGCUGACUCGAUUUCAUUAUUUGCUGCCAGAACAAACGGGAAUUGACUCCUGUAACGCCCCUAACACGUACCUUAUGAAACAACCAUCCCUUUAUUCGAAUAGGUUAAUAAUAUAUUUUAAAACUAAAAGUAACUGACGGUUUACUGUUUUCUAGCGCUCAUGAUAUCAUUUUUCUCAUCCUCAUGACGGCUCUGUUUGUUAGUACGAAUGAAGCUUAGAAAAGGGGUCAUAAUUGUGCGAUUUUAUCACUAUUUUAUGCUAUAUACAUAAGACAGUGUUCUUAUUUCUUGUCUUUUGUUUUUAAUCUUUAAUAAUCUGUAAACUUUAAUCCAUUCCAUUUGUUUGUCCUCAAACAAAACCGCUUUCUACAUGCAUCUACACCACUUCUUAGUCUCCCCCACCCCCUUUUUUGUUUUCUCAGUUCUGCUUUUCCCUGCACGCCCACUUUACUCUGUUUGGGUUUAGCGUUGUGUUAGAUGAAGAGAUCCACUUUCACUUGCCUUUUGCCAAACAGUCAACUACACCUUUUGCAAAACCCAGUUUGUUUUUAACCCUGUCUGUUUUUGGACUUUUGCUUUUUGCUAGAUUUUUCUUUUCACCUUGUUCCAGUGUGUGCCUCCCUGCAUUUUUUUUAUUUACUUCUCUUAUUGUCAACUGUCUUUUUCUGUAUUACUUUAAACAAAGCAGCCUUUUCCAGCAUUACUUUCAACAAAAAAGAUCAGUAACAGAGUGAUACAGUGGUGCCCAGCUUGCCGCUACGACAUGUCAAACCCGCAGAAUCUACAGCAAGGUCACGCACUGGCUCAAUGGUUGGCAGACAUGGCGGACUUGCAGCAGCAGCAGGCGGUACUGCAGCAGCAGCAGGCGGUACUGCACCAGCGGCAGAAACGGAUGCUACAAAACCUUUUGACUCUGUCUGGGGCCGCUGCGAAUCCGCUCCACCUGGAUGAACUCUCUCCAGAAGACAACCGUCACAUGCCGCCCAAUCUGGAGGCGAUAGUGAGGCUGGCUGAAGACCACCUGGCGGCGCGGACAGAAAACCCCAGAAGAUCGCAGCCAGGGGAGGUCCUGGCAGGGACAGACGCUGUACCUGGCUCACUGGUGGCUCCACAGACACAGGGACAGGUGUGUGAGCAGAGUGGGAACCUGGGACAUUCUCAUCAGGAAUGCCAGGAGGACGCCAUGGAGGUGCAGCACGUGUACAGAGAUGCCGGGAUGUUUACACCCAACUCUGGUCGAGGAGGGAUGUACAGCAUUCUGGAUUUGCCAUCGAUAAGUGAAAAAGGUGAGAAAAAUUUUGAUGUUUCUGAGAAUGGGUCAGUUAAUCCAUAUUUAAACUUGUUCAACAGGGAUAAAAUCAAGGAUUUGGAGACAGAAAAGAGGCACCUGGUUGGUGUCUUUGGUAAAACUGGGGCUGGAAAGAGCUCUUUAAUCAAUGCCAUCAUAAAUAAGGAGGGCCUGUUGCCUUCUGGAAGUGUCAGUGCAUGUACCUCAGUGAUGAUAAAGGUGGAGGCAACCAAUGGAUCAAAGUAUGAGGCACACAUCGAGUUCAUUACAAAAGAGGAUUGGGAAAAUGAGGUGCAGUCCCUAAAACUGGCUCUUGAAAAAAGAUGA
Oreochromis niloticus (Nile tilapia) is the source of this 1710-nucleotide messenger RNA. RefSeq lists its product as uncharacterized. The coding region runs from base 859 to 1710 and encodes 283 amino acids. Lineage: Eukaryota; Metazoa; Chordata; Actinopteri; Cichliformes; Cichlidae. Gene Ontology annotation, molecular function: GTPase activity. The record is from RefSeq and is a predicted model, not a curated record. The transcript has 7 exons.